Messenger RNA from Fusarium pseudograminearum CS3096, 2499 nucleotides. RefSeq lists its product as uncharacterized. NCBI's taxonomy places the organism in Eukaryota, Fungi, Ascomycota, Sordariomycetes, Hypocreales, Nectriaceae. Gene Ontology annotation, biological process: glucan catabolic process. The record is from RefSeq and is a predicted model, not a curated record. Gene Ontology annotation, molecular function: beta-glucosidase activity. The coding region runs from base 1 to 2499 and encodes 832 amino acids. The transcript has 6 exons.
AUGCUCAUCUUUUCAAUUUCUCGACUUGUCGCGUUGGUCUCCUCGCUGGGCACCAUAGCCGCGGCUCAAACUCCUCAUGAUUUGCCACUGGACGAAGGGACAAGGAGAUUUCUCGAAGUCCUACCUCCAGAAAAACAGGCUGAUAUUCUGAGGGAGUUCGGAAAAGCCCUUGCAGGCCAAGUCCCCGCAUCGCCCGAUAUUAUCGAAGCGCAAGAGCUCAUCUGGAGCUACGGGAGGAGCCCCUCAUUCUAUCCAACUCCCCAGGGGAAAGGACUUGGAAACUGGUCUCGCGCUUAUGAGUACGCAUCGGCUCUAGUUUCUCAGAUGACAGUGGAUGAGAAAGUAUCCGUAACAUCUGGACAAACAACUACGACGAACGGAUGUAACGGUAUGAUUCCAGGAGUACAGCGCCUUGGAUUCCCAGGUAUUUGCGUCAACGACGGCCCCAGUGGCCUCCAUGGAGUUGAGGCUGUCAACGGAUAUGCAGCUGGCGUUACCGUUGCUGCGGCAUGGAAUAAAGAAUUGGCACACGCACGUGGCCAUCAUAUGGGCCUGGAAGCCAAGCGUCGAGGGGUCAACAACCUCUUGGGACCAACAGUUGGUCCACUCGGCCGCACUGUUCUCGGUGGCAGAAACUGGGAAUCUUUCUCGGUCGAUCCCUACCUUUGCGGUGUCAUGGGUGCUCAGACAGUUUCAGGCAUGCAACAGCACGUUAUAGCCACGGCCAAGCACUUUAUCGCAAACGAACAAGAAACCAAUCGUAACCCUAGCACCUUUGGUAUGGGCAACGCUUCAGUCACUUCUAAUCUUGACGAUAGAACCAUGCACGAAUUAUAUCUGUGGCCAUUCCAGGAUCUAGUCAAAGCUGGAGUAGGAUCAGUUAUGUGCUCCUACAACCGAAUCAAUGGAUCCCACGGCUGCCAGAACAGCUAUACGCAAAACGGCCUGUUGAAGACUGAGCUCGGGUUUCAAGGUUUCGUGUUAACCGACGCUGGGGCUCUGCACAGUGGGGUUUCAAGCGCCAACGCUGGUACUGACGCUACGACGCCUUUCAAUGAGUUGUGGGGAAGCAACCUUACCGCGGCGAUAGCAAAUGGCACAAUGGAAGAGAGUAGGCUCGAUGAUAUGGUUACUCGAAUUAUCGCUAGCUGGUUCAAGUACAGCCAGUUUGAACCUGGAACCGGGAUCCCGGUUGAUGUUUCAAAGCCACACAAGGUUGUCAGCUCCAUUUCUCCAGAGUCGCGCAAAACGAUCUUCCAGGGCGCUGUGGAGGGCAUUGUGUUGGUCAAGAACUAUAACAAUACCCUCCCCCUGAAGAAGCCAAAGAUUCUGUCCUUGUUUGGUUACGAUGCCGAUGUGCCUCGAACAAACAACCGGGACGGUCCGUAUAGCAAAUGGGAUCUUGGGUUCCAGAGUGUCAAUGUCACCGAUGGACAAGUGCUUGGCCUUACCAUUGGCGUCGGUCAGGUUCCAGGCGCCGCUCAUCUCGGCACGCUUAUCACUGGUGGUGGCAGUGCUUCAGUUACACCCGCGUACAUCAACUCUCCCUACAGCGCUUUUCAACAGCGCGCUAUGCAGGAUGGUACAUUCUUGUAUUGGGAUUUCGAAUCGCAGGACCCUGUUUAUGCCAAUGCUGGCUCCGACGCCUGCAUUGUUUUCAUUAAUGAGUUUAGUACUGAGGGUUCGGAAAGGUCCACGUUGGCUGAUCCUUGGUCGGACCAACUAGUCAAGAACGUUGCUUCACGGUGCCCCAAUACGAUAGUGUCAAUCCACAACGCCGGUAUCAGGUUAGUAGACCAGUGGAUUGAUCAUCCAAAUGUCACGGCGGUCCUUUUGGCCCAUGUACCCGGCCAAGACUCAGGCAGAGCACUUGUAGAGAUCAUAUACGGAGAACAGUCACCAUCUGGUCGUCUUCCCUAUACGGUAGCUAAAAACGAGUCCGACUAUGGCGAGUUGUUGAUGCCUGUGACCGCCGAUAAUGCGUCAAACUACUAUACCUCGGCCAACUUCACUGAAGGUGUCUACAUUGACUAUCGUCGCUUUGACGCGUUCAAUAUCACCCCCAGAUACGAAUUUGGCUUUGGUCUUUCCUACACUACCUUCGAAUACUCAGGGCUCGACUUAGCCCUCACUUCCGCAGGGGUUAAUGCGUCAGUCCUUCCUCCGCCAGGACCGGACGCUGAGGGCGGGCAAGAAUCUCUUUGGGAUACUAUCGCCGUCGUUUCUGUGGACGUCAAGAACACCGGCGCUGUUACCGCUUCAGCAAUUCCCCAGCUAUAUGCCGGCAUUCCAAAAGCACCCGUGAAACAGCUACGUGGGUUCGAGAAGGUUCUCUUACAGCCCGGAGAGGUCAAAAAGGUAGUCUUUUCGCUCACACGAAGAGACCUUAGCACAUGGGACGUCAACCAUCAGAACUGGGUUUUGGGUAAGGGAGGAUACAAUUUCUAUGUUGGGGCAAGCAGCCGUGACUUGCCACUAACGCAUAAGCUGGUUCUUUGA